Molecule: messenger RNA, 1221 nt
Organism: Halteromyces radiatus
Lineage: Eukaryota; Fungi; Mucoromycota; Mucoromycetes; Mucorales; Cunninghamellaceae
Product: S-adenosyl-L-methionine-dependent methyltransferase
Exons: 7
Coding region: 95-1045 (316 amino acids)
Molecular function (GO): methyltransferase activity
Source: RefSeq, a predicted model, not a curated record
UUUUUUUUGUUUUUUUUUUCUUUAUUUAUUAUAAAACGAUCCACUUUAUUAUUAUUGUUAUUAUUAUUUAUUCUUUAUUCUUUACAAUAAAGUCAUGGGAUCUGGUUUUUCUCGUUUACAAAAGAAAAACAACAUUUCACAACAUUUUGCUGACAGAACAAAUGGAAGCGACACUAUGGAUGGAGCUUCUUCUUUUACUUCAUAUUCGGCAAAAUCGUCUGAAUUCAAGUGUUCUUCUAUAGAAAAUACGAGUUAUUGGUUACCAAAGUCUUAUGAAGAACAAGAUCGUUUGAUGGGUCAACACUUUGCUCUGAAAGAAUCAUUUGGAGGGAAUGUGUUACAAAAUGCAAAAAAGGUCACACCACUGGAAGAAGGUGCACAUAUAUUGGACAUUGGUUGUGGUCCAGGAUCAUGGUGUUUGGAAAUGGCAACGGAUUAUCCCAAUUGUGAGGUCUAUGGAAUCGAUAUUUAUGCAGUUUAUCCACAAACCAUUCGACCUCCCAAUUCUACUUUUAUGUUGGCUGAUGCACUUGAAGGACUACCCUUUCAUGAUGAAAUGUUUGAUCUUGUACAAAUUCGAUUAAUGGUAGCUGCAAUCAAAGUAAACGAAUGGCCAAAAUUAAUCAAAGAAGCUAUGCGUGUAUUGAAACCUGGUGGUAUUUUACAAAUGAUUGAACCUGAUUACCGAGAUUCUGGAGGUGGUGCUUCCCAACUUUUAGUACGAACUGUCAUCCGAUUAUGUGAAGAAAGAGGACAAGACCCUCAUGUUGGUAGUCGACUAGAAGAUCUUAUGAGGAAUGCAGGAUUAGUAAUUUUGGAUUCUAUCUCGUCUGUUUUGGAUCACUCUGAUGGAGGUAAAUUGGUAUCAGAAUGGACAUAUGAUUGGAAAGUAUUCGCAACCGUUUCAAGACCUAUUCUGGAAGUUGCUACUGGUUUAUCUGGUGACAAAUACUCAUAUUUCUUGAAGCAAAUCGAACCAUCUAUGAAGCAAUUCCAUUUCAAGACAUAUGGUAAUGCUGUCUCUGGUCAAAAAUCAUCUAUAUAGUUUCUUCAUUCCUUUCUACACAUUGUUGUAUUUAUAGUCUAUUUAUUUUUUUUACUUUGGAACUGUUUUAUGAUUAUAGUCUAAAAAAACAAAAACAAAACAAAAACAAACCUAUCUUUUAUUAUUUUUUUUUUUUAUACCCAAUUCAAUAAACAAAUUGAUUAUUUUAUCCCACA